Messenger RNA from Miscanthus lutarioriparius, 510 nucleotides. The record is from the annotation of a GenBank genome assembly. Lineage: Eukaryota; Viridiplantae; Streptophyta; Magnoliopsida; Poales; Poaceae.
AUGGAGGGGGAGGCGGCGAGAAGGGCGGCGCCGCCUCAGGAGAAGAAGAGGAAGCGCGGGCGGGUGGAGCUGCGGCGGAUCGAGGACCGGACGAGCCGGCAGGUGCGCUUCUCCAAGCGCCGGAGCGGGCUGUUCAAGAAGGCCCACGAGCUCUCCGUGCUGUGCGACGCCGAGGUCGCGCUCGUCGUCUUCUCCCCCGCCGGCCGCCUCUACGAGUUCGCCUCCCCAAGCUCCAGCAUUCAAAAAGUAUUUGGUCGAUACUGGGACCUUGCCAACACAUCGAUUGAUCUCAAUAUCGAGGCACGAGACUCAUCAAGGGUUGACUGCAAUAUACUACAGCUUUCUCAGAAUGAGGAGCCAAUUGGAGGCUCGUUACCUGACCUGCUAAUUAUGAUUGCACAAUGGGCCAUGGAAGAAAAUCUAAAUGAGCUGAACAUGGCUGGGAUAAGAGGCUUGGAGGAAGCACUGGGCGAAGCUCUGGCACUUAUCAGGGUGAUCCUAUAUAUCUAA